Molecule: messenger RNA, 6243 nt
Organism: Knipowitschia caucasica
Lineage: Eukaryota; Metazoa; Chordata; Actinopteri; Gobiiformes; Gobiidae
Source: the annotation of a GenBank genome assembly
AUGUUCCAGCCCUGCGGACACACUCCCUUCUUUCUUCAGGCCAUGGACGACGGCAUCUUCAUCUUCUUUGCCGGUGAAAUGGUGGUUAAGAUGGUGGCGCUGGGGAUCAUAGGUCAGAGCGGUUACCUUGGCGACACGUGGAACCGACUGGACUUCUUUAUUGUCUUAGUCGGAAUGCUGGAGUACUCUCUUGAUGGACAUAACGUCAGCCUAUCAGCAAUCAGGACGGUUCGAGUGCUCCGCCCACUGCGAGCUAUCAACAGAGUACCCAGCAUGCGUAUCCUGGUCACCCUCCUUCUCGACACUCUCCCCAUGCUGGGCAACGUGCUGGCACUCUGCUUCUUCGUCUUCUUCAUCUUUGGCAUUGUUGGCGUGCAGCUGUGGGCUGGCCUGUUGAGAAACCGCUGCUUCAUGGACGACGACGUCAAGAUGAAAUACAACGUUACUUUCCUCAGUGGUUACUACCGGCCUGAGGUGACAGAUGACCACCCUUUUAUCUGCUCUAUGGAGCGGGACAACGGGAUGCUGCGCUGCUCCGAUGUUCCUCGGCGGCGCGUGGCCGGCACUUACUGCUCCCUGGAUGCAGAGGAGGCCCGUCCCGAGAUCAGACUAAAACCAGACCAACCCGCGCCUUGCGUCAACUGGUUUCAGUACUACAACGAGUGUCGGGCUGGGGAACUCAACCCACACAAAGGAGCUAUCAACUUCGAUAAUAUCGGAUAUGCAUGGAUUGCUAUUUUCCAGGUGAUCACACUGGAGGGAUGGGUCGACAUUAUGUAUUAUGUCAUGGAUGCACAUUCGUUCUACAACUUCAUUUACUUCUUUUUCCUCAUCAUAGUGGGCUCUUUCUUCAUGAUAAACCUGUGCCUGGUUGUCAUAGCAACCCAGUUUUCCGAAACAAAGCAGAGGGAGCACGCCUUAAUGAAGUCGGAGCAACGCGCCCGACAGCUCCACCAAUCUGCCUCUACGCUGGCCAGCGACAGCCAGCCGGGCAGCUGCUACGAGGAGAUCAUCCGCUACCUGGCUCACCUGGGACGUAAAGCAUGGCGCCGCCUGUCUCGUUACCUCGCCUUUUGCAAUGUGCAUGUGCAACGAGUGUGCACAUGUCUGAAGGUGCGAGGGGGCGGGGCCAUGAGGAGGGGAGGGGAGAUGAAUGGACUGGCCCACAGGCACUCGGGUCACGUCCCAAACGACUUGACACACCUGCAUCAGCUCUACCACCACCGCCACCAGCACCACAGCCAGCCUCAGCAGCCCCCCACAGACCCCGCCGUAGGCAACGGGGGAAACGGGUACAAUUAUCCCAUCAUCUCACCCCUCUUGACUCACGCAAAAGCCCAGGAGCAGAAGAGGCCGGUUGCCGCGGAGACAGUCAACAAAGUGCCCCAGCUGGUGUUGGAGCACGGUGGGUGCUCCGGACAUCCCGCCUUAGCACUGCCAGGAGAGGUCCCGGGAGACUCCCCUGUGUGCCCUUACUGCUACUACAAUAAACUUGGUGGCAAUGAGCUCGAAUACAUGGAGAACACCACCAACACCUCCAAUUUCCAUGGCAACAGCCCAUGUCACUGCAACAGCCCGGGCCCCUCCGUCACCGAGCCCACCGCAUCGCCACCCAAGCCAAAGAGACGCCACCUCUUACUCCGCUGCCUGGCACGCCUGCGCACCAAGCUGGAUCUGAUUGUCGGCAGCCGCUACUUCAGUCGAGGCAUCAUGAUUGCCAUCCUCAUUAACACGUUGUCUAUGGGCAUCGAGUACCACGAGCAGCCACAGGAGCUGACCGACGUGUUGGAGAUCAGUAACAUGGUGUUCACCAGCCUCUUCAGUCUGGAGAUGCUGCUCAAGGUUCUGGCUCUGGGCCUCUUUGGGUACAUCAAGAAUCCUUACAACGGCUUCGAUAGCAUCAUUGUCAUCAUCAGUGUGUGGGAGAUUAUGGGCGAUGCGGAGGGAGGCCUGUCAGUGCUGAGGACGUUCAGGCUGCUCAGAGUGCUGAAACUGGUCCGCUUUCUGCCCGCGCUCCGGAGGCAGCUGGUGGUCCUUGUGAAGACCAUGGACAACGUAGCCACCUUCUGCAUGCUGCUGAUGCUCUUCAUAUUCAUUUUCAGCAUCUUGGGCAUGCAUCUGUUUGGCUGUAAAUUCGGUUUGCGUCAGGAGACUGGCGACACAUUACCGGACAGGAAGAACUUCGACUCCCUACUGUGGGCCACUGUGACUGUGUUCCAGAUCCUAACUCAAGAAGACUGGAAUGCUGUGCUUUAUAAUGGCAUGGCCUCCACCACUCCUCUUGCUGCUCUCUACUUUGUGGCUCUCAUGACAUUUGGCAACUAUGUCCUUUUCAAUCUGCUGGUGGCCAUUUUGGUUGAGGGAUUCCAAGCAGAGGGGGAUGCCACUCGAUCUGAGUCUGAUGAAGACAGACAGUCGCUGGGUUACGAGGACGAGGAGAAGCUGAGGGAGCUCUAUGCUGCAGAACUGAAGAUUCAGGCCAUGAUCCUCACACCUAACGGACUCCUGAACCCCAAAGCCUCCAUGCCACACAUGGCUCCGCCUCUUCCUGUCAUCACCCACACGGCAGCUACGCCCAUCAUGAACUCCAAUCAAUCGCGGCGGCCAAGCGGAGCCUCCACUGACUUCAACCUGGAGCAGCGGUCCAUGUCUCCGAGGGACAGCAGCCCAGCGAGCCGGCGCUCCAGCUGGACCAGCAUGAGCCGAGCGCCCAGUCUCCACCGGAGGAGCCAGUCUGGAGAGAUGGAGUCCCUUCUGUCAGACACUCACAGCUCCAACCGCAGCAGCCGGGAGCACUCGCUGGACCAGCCCGACUACCUGCAGGUACCCCUGCUGUACCCUGGAGACUGCAAUGGUACCUUUCACAUCCCGGACAAUUGCUAUGACGACACAGUCCCCACUCUGCCCUACAUGGACCAGGAAGAAGAAGAGUACGAGGAGAGUUUUACAGUGAAGCUGAGGAGGAUCGUGGAGCCGUACAAGCCUCAGUGGUGCCGCGAUCACGAGGACUGGUCUCUGUAUCUGUUUGCCCCCCACAAUGAGUUCCGAAUAUGGUGUCAGAAAGUCAUCACACACAAGUUGUUUGAUCACAUCGUCCUCCUCUUCAUCUUUCUCAACUGCAUCACCAUCGCCCUGGAGAGACCAGACAUUCAGGCUCACAGCUUGGAGCGAGUCUUUCUGAGCGUGUCCAAUUACGUCUUCACUGUCAUCUUUGUGGGAGAAUUGAUGGUUAAAGUUGUGGCUUUGGGUCUUUACUUUGGAAAAGACGUGUACCUCCAGAGCUCGUGGAACGUUCUAGAUGGCCUCCUGGUGUUCGUUUCCAUGGUGGACAUCCUGGUGUCGGUCGCAUCAGCUGGAGGAAACCGAAUCUUGGGCAUCUUGCGCGUCCUGCGCCUGCUGCGAACUCUCAGACCUUUGAGAGUGAUAAGUCGCGCCCCUGGACUCAAACUGGUGGUGGAGACGCUGAUCACUUCUCUCAGACCCAUUGGAAACAUAGUGCUCAUCUGCUGUGCGUUCUUCAUUGUCUUUGGCAUUCUCGGAGUUCAGCUGUUCAAAGGAAAGUUCUUCCACUGUGAGGGCCGGAACCUCAGUAACAUCACCAACAAGACCCAGUGUCUGGAGGCUGGACUCCGCUGGGUCCGCCGCAAGUACAACUUUGACAACAUAGGGCAGGCACUUAUGUCCCUCUUCGUCCUGUCCUGCAAAGAUGGCUGGGUCAGCAUCAUGUAUGACGGGCUGGAUGCUGUCGCAGUGGACCAGCAACCCAUCAGGAACAACAACCCCUGGAUGCUGCUGUUCUUCAUCUCCUUCCUCCUCAUCGUCAGCUUCUUUGUGCUCAACAUGUUUGUGGGCGUGGUGGUGGAGAACUUCCACAAGUGCCGGCAGCAGCAGGAGGAGGAGGAGGCCCGCAUUAGGGAGGAGAAGAGACAAAAGAGGCUGGAGAAGAGGAGGAGAAGAGCCCAGGAAAGACCGUACUAUGCUGACUACUCCCCUUUAAGGCGCUCCAUCCACACGGUAUGCACCAGUCACUACCUGGACCUCUUCAUAACCGUCAUCAUCCUCGCCAACCUCCUGACCAUGAGCAUGGAGCACUACAACCAGCCUCAGUACCUGGAGGAGAUCCUCAAAUACUGCAACUAUGUCUUCACCGUGGUCUUCGUCAUCGAGGCCAUCAUCAAACUUGUCGCAUUAGGCCUGCGCCGCUUCUUCAAAGAGAGGUGGAACCAGCUGGACCUGGCCAUCGUGCUGCUGUCCAUUAUGGGCAUCACACUGGAAGAGAUCGACUUAAACGCAUCGCUGCCCAUCAACCCGACCAUCAUCCGCAUCAUGAGGGUGCUGCGCAUAACGCGAGUGCUCAAGCUGCUCAAGAUGGCCACCGGGAUGAGGUCGCUGCUGGACACUGUAAUGCAAGCCCUCCCCCAGGUGGGGAAUCUAGGUCUGCUCUUCAUGUUGCUGUUCUUCAUCUAUGCAGCUCUGGGAGUUGAGCUCUUUGGAAAAUUGGAGUGUUCGGACGAGAAUCCAUGUGAAGGCCUCAGUCGCCACGCCACCUUUGACAACUUUGGCAUGGCCUUCCUCACGCUUUUUAGAGUAUCCACAGGGGACAACUGGAAUGGGAUUAUGAAGGACACGUUGCGGGACUGCCGUCCACAAGACCGUCAUUGUCUAAGUUACCUGCCCCUCAUUUCCCCAGUAUACUUUGUGACGUUUGUGCUGACGGCUCAGUUUGUCCUGGUCAAUGUGGUAGUGGCGGUGCUCAUGAAGCACCUAGAGGAAAGCAACAAGGAGGCUCAGCUGGAGGAGAUGGAGGAGAGAGAAGAGAAGGAGCGAGAGAUGGAGCUGGCCGCCCGCAGACUCAGCACCACAUCAGGGGGCCCAGAACAGGGGCUCAAUGGAGACGCGCCUGCACAGGUGCAGGUGGAAGAUGAGGAGCGUUCCCAUGGAAACCUGCUGAGCAUAGGCCGCAUGCUGUCUCUCCCCAGCGACAGCCACGUGCAGCCGCUGCGAUGUGCCCCGUACCCCCCCAUUGGCCACGAGCCCUACUCUGGCUACAGCUACUCAGGCUCCGUGUCGUCAUUGGCCUCCAGCGGGGCCAGUUCGUUGCUGCAGGUGCCUGGAGCUCUUCCCACCAUCAGCCAUGCAUCCCUUGGUUCAACGCGCCUCAGCAGGCCCAUGAUCUGCCUGAGCCCAUUCCAGAGCAUUGACCGCAGCUCUUCCUUCCGGCUCGGCCCGUCUGACAGCGUGGAGGGUCACCGCUACAGCCCCGCCCACCGCAUCCAGCGCCACCGGCUCAAUUCGGCACACAGCAUUGAUGGCUACCGCUUCAGCCCCACACGCCGCAUCAACCGCCACCGCCUCAGCUCCACCCGCAGCAUGGAUGGGUAUAGGCUGGCCGCGGAGAGUGGGGGGGACCGACCCAAGCUCGUGUCCAGUUACAGCAUCGAUCGCCAGGGUUCACUCAAACACAGUCCCACACACACCAGGGGCAGCUGUAGAAAGCCCCAGCGCUGGCUCAGUCCUGAAGACAGUCUGGACAGGAAUAAGCUGAGCCCCUCUUACAUCCCUGAGCGCCCAGGGCUUAAGAGACCAGCCUCUUUCCACACAGCCGGCCGUCAGCUGAGGAGACAGGCGGCGGUGCGCAGUGACUCUGUGGAGCAGAGUGGUUCUGUGGAGGAUCUGGCCAACGCUCACCUGACAGUGCCCUCGGCCUCGUCGCCUCAGCGCCACCGCCGCUCUUCCAGUGUGCACACGCUCAAGUGUGCCCACCCCCAGAGGGUCAUCUCCAGCAGGAGCCACACACGCAGCCACAGUGACUCCAUGGACCCAGAGCCAGCAGAGCCUGCAGCGGCAGCAGAGCCUUCGGAACCUCCGGAGCCUGAUGCUGUAAGGCCAAAGACCCUCACAGUUCCGGUCUCGGACCCCCCACUCCCAAACAGACUGAGCGGACCACAACACUCUUCACAAGCAGACGAUGCCGACGCAGAGGUCAGCCACAUCACCAGCUCGGCCCACGCGCUUGCACCCUCCGCGGACACAAACAGACGUCUAUCAGGAUGCCUCAGUCAAUCAGUGUCCCCGGUGUCGGGCAGGAACAGGAAACACAGGGUCAGCCCGCCCCCAGGCGACCAACUCGUUAGUAUGACGACCCAGCUCACGGACACCAGUGUGGAGCUGAGGCGGCGGACUCUGUCGUUCGAUGCCACGAGCCUCUCUCCGAAGCCUGACGGGGGCUCUGUGGACGACUGA